Messenger RNA from Eucalyptus grandis, 2077 nucleotides. RefSeq names its product PX domain-containing protein EREX-like. Gene Ontology annotation, biological process: protein transport. NCBI's taxonomy places the organism in Eukaryota, Viridiplantae, Streptophyta, Magnoliopsida, Myrtales, Myrtaceae. The record is from RefSeq and is a predicted model, not a curated record.
GAUCACAACAACACGAGGAAUAUUGCGAAGAUUUCGUGAUUUUUGAAGCUUUCAAAGGAGCUGAAAGAGGAUUUUCCAGUAAAAAUGCUGCCUCCAGCUCCUCCAAAGAAAAUUCUGAGAUUGAAAAGCAGGAUACUUUUGGAUGAGAGAAGGUGUUCUCUGGAGGAUUGGAUGGAUAAACUCUUAUCUGAUAUUGAUAUAUCACGAUCUGCUGUGGUAGCAAACUUUCUUGAGCUUGAAGCUGCUGCGAGGUCAUAUUUUGAUGAGGUACAUGUGCAGAGCUCAGAUGCAAAUUCGAUUGCCACUGAUGCGGCUCCACUCUAUCCACAACCUGUAGCUGAUGUUUUCAAUAGUGUUGUUGUAAGUCUAUCUGUAUUGUCAGAUCAGGGCAAUGAUUCAUCCUAUGAGAUAUCUGAACUGGGAUCACCAAGAGUUGGGCAUAGUGAUUCUGCUGAUCUUGGCAUUGACAACUCUGAACAUGAGUUUACCCAUGCGGAUGCAAAUUUGAAGUAUGGACUUUUAAUAGAAAGUUCAUCUUGGACAAUAUAGAAAGAUUUUCCUGGCUUAAAGUUCGCAAUAGAGGUGUUAACAGCAUUUUGAGUGGCAGAGGGGUUCCUUAUGAUAAUGUUGCCAUCGUAAAAGAUCAGUAUGACAAGGACUUUCCUUCUGAAACAGAAAGUCACAUGGUUCAUGCUCGAAGAAUAUCAUCAGAAAGUGUUGGUAGCGACUUAAGCUCCGGAAAAGCGAGUGAAGGAGUUGCAUUUAAUCCCACUGCAAACAAUACUAUGUGCAAUCCUGAAUUUCCUGAAAUGCAAAAUUCUACCAUCGCAAGGUUACAGUUUCCAAGGGACUUGGCUGUCGCUCUUCCAUCAGAAGAGCGGCAUAAGUUGAACAGAGUUCUUACAACUGUGCAACAAAGGUUAUCGACAGCAAAGACCGACAUGGAAGAUCUCAUCGCCAGAUUGAAUCAAGAGACUGCUGUGAGACAAUUCUUAACAACAAAGGUCAAAGAUCUGGAAGUGGAACUUGAAACCACGAGAUAUAAUUGCAGAGAAAACGUGCAGCAAGCAACUUUAAUUGAGAAAGAAAGGUUUACUCAAAUGCAAUGGGACAUGGAGGAGCUUCGUAGCAAAUGUUUGGAGGUGGAAAUGAACUUGAAGGCCGAACAGGAAGAAAAGGCUCGUGUUGAAUCAGCAAAAGUACUGGUGAUUCAAGAGAGAGACUUGUUGCUUAAUGAGUUGGAUGUUGCUAGAGAACACCUCAGUAAACUGCACAAGCGUAAUGAGGAGUUGGAAGCAAAAUCAAAAGCUGAUGUGAAGCUUCUUGUUAAAGAGGUUAAAUCUCUUCGUAGUUCUCAGUCAGAAUUAAAGCAGGAGCUUGGCCGCCUCAUGAAAGAGAAAAUAGAAGUAGAGCGAACUCUACAGAAAGAAAAACAGAGGGCAGAGUCUGCAAGUGCUGCUAAUUCAAAGCUGCUGCAUGAAUGUGAAAUUCUAAGAAAUCGGCUUCAAGAAUGUAGCGUUAAUUUCCUUAGUGAAGAAGAAGAUAUGUUGAUUGUGGAUACCUCUUCACCGUCUGAUGCAAUAGAUCUACUGAUGACCUCUGACAAUCGAAUUGGCCUUCUUCUUGCAGAGGCCCAACUCCUUGCUCAAGAUGUAGAAAAUGCCGUUGUAAAAAUGGAUGAGACUCGGAAUGCUAAUGAUGGCAAUGGGAGGACCAGUGAUGAUGAAUUGAGGAAGAUGCUGACGGACAUGUUCAUUGACAAUGCGACAUUGAGGAAGCAAGCGAAUUCAGUAAUCCGUUGUGCUUUAAAUAUGUAUGUCCAAGCCGAAGAAAAGGACGAAGAAGAUGAAGAAGUCCCUUUGCGAAAAACAGUUUUAAGCAAAUUUUUAGAGAGAUGAUGGGAAUUAUGGUGACUAUUGAUGGUGGGUCAUUUAUCCUAGUAGAAUUAGCAGCAGCUGCUUGUACAUUUGUGCUGGCAAUAAAUGAGAUUGCCUCUGCUGCAGGAUGGUUCCCUUUCUCGCGUAAGGUGAUCAUAAUUCGCACUGUAUCUCUUCCCUUUCUAAAUUUAUUCUUUGAU